AUGGACAUCAAUCAGCUUGUUUAUGAAGAUCAAAGCAUAAAAAUUGUUCCAUCAGUUGAAGAAUCUUUAAAAGUAAUAGGUCUUAAUGUAGAUCUGGAUGAGAGGACAUUGUUAUGGUUUAAUCAACUUAAAGAUAAGUGGAAAACAUGGAAAAAAAGUCCUGCUGUAGAUCAACAUUUUGAGACUUUUUUUCAAUCAACACCAGACCCUUAUAGAGUUGCUUUAGUUUGCCUCAUAAAAUGUGACGAAUUUAAGGACUGUAAACCUAAAACUUUGCCUUUCUAUAUUUCCGAAACUUUAAGCAAAUGGUCUCAAUCCAGCGGUUUGUUACCAGAAGAAUCAUUGAAAUUACCUGCAUUUCAAAUUGCGAUACGGCAAAGAAAUCAACAUUUUCUGAAUUUGAUCAUAAAAACUUACAAAGUGUAUACUAUAAAAGAAACCAUACUACCCACAGUUAAGGAUAUGAUUAAAAAUGAUAACUGCAAACAAGCAUCUCAAAUUGUGAUAGCAAUGGAAUUAUUUGAUGACAUACCAGUUCAAGAUUUACUUUUUCCUCUUAUAUUACAAGACAAACCUAAUAUGAUAGAUGAAUAUUUAUCAGAAUGCCCAAACCAAGUAAGACCUUUACUAUCAUUUCUAGACAAAUUAUUAGAUAAAAAUUUUAGUAUAAAAGAAUAUGCACAAAAGUACAUAAUGGAUAAUCGAAUAUGUAAUGUUAAAUAUGAUAAAAUUCAUUAUAAACCUCUCGGAAAAUUGGUGGCUCGCUUGUGCAACAAAUUUAACAUUCCAGUAGAAACAUGUAAAAAUCUUAGCAAAAAUCGCACUUCAGGAGGACUCAGAUAUUUAAUUUAUCAGAAAUAUGUUGAGCACAAUAUUAGUUCCUCAGUUUGGGACGACUUGGUAAAAGACUCUCUUCAGAAUAGUGCUGAAUGUGCUCAGGAAUUUAUUGAUAUGUUGACUGAAUAUGAUACAAAUGAGGCAUUAAAAUGGGCUUCAUAUUUUCAAUUACCUGAAAAUAGUUUACCAUCAGCUUUAAAGAAUUUAUCUUUACAAGAAGCAGUUACAGAAGAUGAAAAUUGGGAUACAGUGGAAAAUGUUAAACUAAAUUAUUAUAGACUUCCAAUUUCCGAAAAUAAUAUUAUAAUCAUUAAUACAACAGAACAGUUCUAUGAUCUAGUGACUAGCUUAUUAAGUUCUAGUGUAGUAAGUAUUGAUUGUGAAUGGAAGCCAUCUUUUGGAGCUGCACAAUCACAAGUAGCUCUGAUGCAAAUUGCUACAUUUGACUAUAUUUACUUAAUUGAUACAUUAAUAUUAAACAAUAAACAAUACACAAGCUUUUGGUAUAGGUUCAAUAAGUCAUUGCUAGAUAAUGCAGAAAUAAUAAAAUUGGGUUUUGGUCUAGAACAAGAUCUUAGAGAAAUAAAGGCUUCAAUAAAUGGCUUAGGUAGUAUUAAAAUCAAAGGUGAAGGUUUUCUAGAUUUAAGUUUACUAUGGAAAAGUCUUAUAAAUAUUGGACUAUCGUUACCCAGUGAUAGUGACAGUGGUGGCAACAGUUUGAGUUCUUUAGUGCAAGCUUGUUUUGGUUUGCCACUAGAAAAGGCUGAACAAUGUUCCAAUUGGGAAUUAAGACCACUGAGAAGCACUCAGAUAUAUUAUGCUGCUCUUGAUGCUUAUGUGCUUUUAGAAAUUUACAAACACUUGCAAAAAUUGUGCAAAGAACAAAAUAUAAACUUUGAAGAAGUUUGUAAUGAUGUUAUGCUUGAUAGGAAAUUAAAAAGUACAAAAAAGAUGAAAGUUGUUGAUAGACUUCAAGCUUCUAUGCAGGAAUUAAAGCCAAAAAAUGUUAAUGAUAUCAAAAUACUUGUAGAACCUGAAUUAUCAAAUUUAUUAGCAUAUUUUCGAUAUUGUGGUAUUGACACUAUUGUGACAUCUCCAACAAUGCUCUGGCAUGAUACAGUUCAUUUUGCAUUGUCUGAAAAUCGUAUAAUUUUAACAGGUAAAUUAAAAUUUUCUCCAUCUGUAAAAUUCUCACAACAUUUAAUAUUAGACUUAGGCAAAGGAACUAUUAAAGAACAGGUGAAGAAAACAUUAUCUAAAUAUAAUAUAGUUUUUACACAAAGUGACCUUUUGAGUAGAUGUUUAUGUUGUAAUCUAAAAGAUCUUAAAGAAUUAUCACCCAAUGAAGUUCAAGAUAUCUGUAAUAAAUAUAAAUUGUCUGGUGAUUUGAAUCCAAGCAUCAAUAGGCAUGUCAGUGAUAAUGAAGAAGAUGACUAUUAUGAAAACUUUCUGAGUGAUUCUGAUGGAGAAGAGUUAUUCUUAUAUCAGCCUGUAAAUAGCCAAAAUCGAUCAUGUUACACAAGUAAAGGUGCUGUAAUAGACAUAAGUGACGUUGAUAAAUUGUCACAAUCAUAUGAAUUUGCUACUUUAUGUGAAAGUUGUGGGAAAUUAUAUUGGGAUGGUGAUCCCUCAUUCAUUUCAGUAAAAGAAGUAGUCACAUGU
This is a messenger RNA of Brenthis ino (lesser marbled fritillary), 2499 nucleotides long. NCBI's taxonomy places the organism in Eukaryota, Metazoa, Arthropoda, Insecta, Lepidoptera, Nymphalidae. The record is from the annotation of a GenBank genome assembly.